AUGGGCCGUUGGGGACACCGCCUUUUCGAGGGAGACCUAGACUUGGAUCUCAUCGGAGAUAUCGAGAGGGAAAUGAAGAAAGCUGGUCUCCCUAAGGUCGAGCUGAAAGCCAUGCUUUACAAACCGACUUCAGACGAAUACAGAAAGACUCGCGACGCCCUAGUCGCCGACGGUGUCGGCGAUGCCAUCGUCACCCACCUCCGCUCCCGCGCGGAUAGAGAGUAG
Molecule: messenger RNA, 225 nt
Organism: Pyricularia oryzae 70-15
Lineage: Eukaryota; Fungi; Ascomycota; Sordariomycetes; Magnaporthales; Pyriculariaceae
Exons: 2
Coding region: 1-225 (74 amino acids)
Source: RefSeq, a predicted model, not a curated record